AUGGAGGUGGAGGAGGAGGGAAGACGCUCUCCACACAACCGUGGGGAAGCGUGUGUCUCCGAGAGCUUCUUUGAUCGCGUAACGCAAGUAUUACGCAACGAUCUCGAACAUGAGCGGGGCAGGCGUCUCCAACUGGCGGACGCUGCCUCGAAGCAUCGAGCUGAGUUUGCCUUUGCUCAGCUUGAGAACGAGAGAGCUCUGACAUCUCUUCGUGACGAGCUAAGGGUAGCUCGCGGGAUUGUUGAUCGGUCUCGGGCUGAGGUAACUGCUCUUCAGACCCUUGUCGAUGGCCACCAUCGGGAGCACAAGGCCCUCUGUGAGGUGCUUGAACGCAAGGGCGUUCUUCAUCGGAAGAAACAGCGUACUGAUAGUACGGCUUAA
Molecule: messenger RNA, 381 nt
Organism: Peronospora matthiolae
Lineage: Eukaryota; Oomycota; Peronosporomycetes; Peronosporales; Peronosporaceae
Source: the annotation of a GenBank genome assembly